Molecule: messenger RNA, 1060 nt
Organism: Prunus mume (Japanese apricot)
Lineage: Eukaryota; Viridiplantae; Streptophyta; Magnoliopsida; Rosales; Rosaceae
Source: RefSeq, a predicted model, not a curated record
ACACACCAAAUGAAUCCCACACGAUCCUACUUACACAAUUAAGCAUUACAUACAAGUCACAGAUUUAUUCCUUCGCCCUCUAAAUCUGUUUUCCAUUCUGCAUUCAUUUCCAUCUCUCUCUCUCUCUCUCUCUCUCUCUCAAAUUAUUAAUCUUCUUAUUGGAGUUCAUAUAUCCUCUCUAUCUUUCUUUCUCUCUCUCUGGAUAUCUAGGCUAGUCAAUACAAGCAUUCUUUCAGUACAUAAUAAAAUAUUUUCAAUCAUCACCAAAAUCACUGAUAAUUCCCUUAGUAAUUCACUCUCCAAAAUGGAUCUGAAUCUGAUGGCCAUAUUCCAUUUUUCUCCUCUGUACAUCACCCUCAUUAUGUUUACAAUUUGCAAAGGCAUAUCGGGAGCUACAUUUACAAUCAUAAACAAGUGCGACUACACUGUAUGGCCCGGAAUUCUAUCCAAUGCCGGCAGUAGCAGAUUAGACAGCACCGGCCUCCAACUCCAACCCGGCGCCUCCCGUUCAUUUCAAUCCCCACCCAACUGGUCAGGCCGAUUCUGGGCUCGAACCGGUUGCAACUUCGACCCCACCACCGGUCAGGGCACCUGCACCACCGGCGACUGCGGCUCCAACCAAGUCGAGUGCAAUGGCGCCGGCGCUAACCCACCAGCCACUCUAGCCGAGUUCACGAUCGGCGGCUCCGACAACCAGGAUUUCUACGACGUCAGCUUAGUGGACGGCUACAACUUACCCAUGAUGGUGGAGCCGAGCGGCGGGUCGGGUAGUUGUUUGUCGACCGGGUGCGCAACAGACUUGAACCAGCGGUGCCCGGCUGAGUUACGGGUCGGGGACGGCGCGGCGUGUAAGAGUGCGUGUGAGGCUUUUGGGAGCCCGGAGUAUUGUUGCAACGGCGCGUUUGGUACCCCCGACACUUGUAAGCCGUCGGUUUAUUCGGAGAUGUUUAAAGCCGCGUGUCCCAGAUCGUAUAGCUACGCGUAUGACGAUGCCAGCAGUACAUUUACUUGUACUGGAGCUGAUUACACCAUAACAAUCUGCCCUUCCACAACAAGGUAA